GUGUUGUGUUCCUGCCGGUGAGUAAGGCUGCCAAAGCUCAACGAGGGUGCGGUGUGCUGGUGACGGGACGACUUACGGAACUAACUUAACAUCAUUAGCCCUAACAGUCAAGUAAUCAAGUGUAUUUUUCUGCAUACUAUACAUUAAUGACAUUAUAAACUUACACACAAAUUUAUUUAUAUAUUCUAGCGUCUUUGUCUUUUUUAGGUGACAUUUUAGCAUAUUUUUGGCAUCAGUCAGACAUCAGUCUAUCUUCAAAAUCGCGGUGGCAACACUGCAUGUUACGCUUUACUUCAAAAUUAUGACAUAAUCUCUGUCAACCAAGUCUGUCAGUAAAUAAGAAAACUAUAUGCAUCCUUUUCUUUAGGGUGCUAGAGAAAAGGAUACCUAUAGUUUUCUUAGUUCUUAUUUACUGAUAGACUUGUUUCACUUGUUUGACAGAAUAUAUUAUGCUGAGUCGAGUUGUUUUCUCUUCGCAGUUUACUUUGCUAAUCCUUGCGCCCACGCUCAUUUUGUUUUGUCGAUAGUGGUAUACGCCUUACGGACUCCGAUAUUCUGCUAAAUUGAGUGAUUUGCUUGCCCCCGGAUUUUGAUUAUUGCCUAACACAACGACCUGCGCUUGACCAACGGACUUGAGCAUUUCGGACGAAUGGAUUUCGUUUACUUUGUGGCCUUUUUAAAUUUGAUAUAUAUAUAUUAAGUGCGGUUACGAACAUUAUGCCUCCUUUGAAAUGUCAAUAUCAUGAUUGUGACAAUACAAACAAUACCAAGUCCAUGUUUUCCUUCCCUGUCAAUGAUGAACCUCGGUUAAAAUUAUGGAUACAACAUUCUGGUAACAUAAAUCUGACGUCUUUGACACACCAAGAAUUGAAGAGACGUUACAUUUGUGAGGAUCACUUCAAAACUGAAGAUGUAUCGAAUAAUAACUUUAGGUCCAGACUUCUACCUGCAGCUGUGCCUCUAAAGCGUAAAGCAGCCACACCAACACGUCUUGUCGAGUCUCCAGAGGUUUUAAAAAUUAAAACUCCACAAAAAUGUUACCAUCGGAAACGAAUUGACUUGCCUCCUCAACCACAAGAAAACUCCUCACCAUGCUCGUCAAUGUUAGAUGCUCCAGUGAACACCAAACAAAUUCAUAAACGUCGAAGGGUUCCAUCUGAAGGCGAAGACGAUCAGCCUGAAGUGAAGCGAUUGAAGAAGCUUGCAGUAGAAUUAAAAGCCAAGAACAGGAAGCAACAGUCACAGAUACGUCGUUUGAGUUUAAAAGCUAACAAAAAAAAGAGAAUAAUUUUGGAAUCACUUCGGUUCUCAAAUGACAUCGCAAAAACGAUGGCUAUGAUGCAAUUACGGAGGCGUCAAUCAAGACGAAAAUGGACUAAAACAGAAAGAGAACUGUGUCUUUCAAUUUAUUACAAAUCUCCUUCAGCAUAUGUUCACAUGAGACGUAAGUGGGAGCCCAUCCUUAUCAAGAACCGACAGAUGACACCCGAAUAG
Messenger RNA from Leguminivora glycinivorella, 1494 nucleotides. RefSeq lists its product as uncharacterized. The transcript is spliced from 5 exons. The record is from RefSeq and is a predicted model, not a curated record. The coding region runs from base 718 to 1494 and encodes 258 amino acids. NCBI's taxonomy places the organism in Eukaryota, Metazoa, Arthropoda, Insecta, Lepidoptera, Tortricidae.